This is a messenger RNA of Punica granatum (pomegranate), 1282 nucleotides long. The record is from RefSeq and is a predicted model, not a curated record. NCBI's taxonomy places the organism in Eukaryota, Viridiplantae, Streptophyta, Magnoliopsida, Myrtales, Lythraceae.
CACAGACUUGGAAAGCCCAACUCAUUGAUAUCCUCUCCUCUCCAAAAUCAAGCAAAUAAGUAAGAGUUCUUUGAGGACUUGAAACAAGAAGAAAGACUUCAAGCUAGUGAGCGAAAUGAAUGCUAUGUAUGAGAAGAAUAUCGACCUGGAGGCCACUGAGCUCAGGCUAGGGCUGCCCGGAACAUCGAAGAAGGAGAUCACUUCAAGGAGCAAGAAGAGACCCUUGGAUGAGUCCACUGAGGGAAGCUCAUCGAAUAAUGAUGACCGCCUCGAAUGCUCGGCUCCUCCUCCUUCCAAGGCGCAGAUAGUCGGGUGGCCACCGAUUAGAUCGUACCGGAAGAACAGCCUGCAUCAGAAGAAGGAAGAGGCUGAGGCCAAGGCCGGAGUUUACGUGAAAGUAAGCAUGGAUGGAGCCCCUUACCUGAGGAAGAUGGAUCUAAACAUAUACGAAGGAUACCAACAGCUCCUCGAGGCUCUGGAGAACAUGUUCAAGAUCACCAUAGGCAAGUACUCGGAGAGGGAAGGAUAUAAAGGAUCAGAAUAUGCACCAACUUAUGAAGACAAAGAUGGUGAUUGGAUGCUUGUUGGAGAUGUUCCUUGGGAAAUGUUCAUACCUUCUUGCAAGAGACUGAGAAUCAUGAAAGGAUCAGAAGCUAGAGGCCUGACUUGUGGACUGUGAACCAAUUAAAACCAAAAGAAAAUGAAAAACCGAAAAUGGAAGACAAAAGUUCAUGACUGUUGCCGAAUUCCAUGAAGGCGGGUUUAAGUGGCUAUUUGAAACGAUAAUGGGGUAAUUUGUAAUGGAGGAUUGUGCUUGAAUUCGACACAAAAUUCGCCAUAUGUUAACGUCCUUGAGAUCACAUUACCCAGUAACUCGUGACCACAUGCCGUAUACUAUAGAUCUCUGAGCUCUCCAGAUCUAGUGGCUUUGCUGCGUUCUCGCUUGGCAAGGAACGUACAACUAAAUCUUCAGGAAGUUCCUCUCGUCAAGGAAGCUCUACUCAUAAGUUUGAAGCAAUAAGAUCCAUGUGGUGAGACAUCUUCAUUGGACAAGAGCUUGACCUUAAGGUGGUCUCAGCCUCUUGUAAAAGCAGCUGUUGUUUCAUACUAGGGAUUGUUAAUCCUUACAUUAAUUGUAAUCCAGUUAUGAUACGGAUCUAGGAAAAAUUAAGGAUCGUUUGUAAAGUUUGAUUUUCUUAGUUGGUUUUUUUUUUUAAUUAAUACCAGGAUACAUACUUGUCCAUGCAUAUACCGAAAAUUAAUUACGAGCCACAAUUUUACA